AUGGUGGAGAAUACAGAUUCAACGCAUGGUGACGCUGUGAAUCCAGGUCCCGAAGGGGAGGCAGUGGAGGUGGUGGAUGAUCUGCACAGCUAUAUAUCGAUCAAGGACUAUGCGUAUGAUGAAUCCAAUGCGCUGCAUUAUGGGUAUCUGGAGGAAGAAGUGCCGGGGGAAGCUGUACAAGAACAUGACAACUAUGCGGGGAGCGAUGCCGAGGAUGGAGAAGACAUAGAUGGAAAUCAUACAGACAAGAGAGCUAGUGUGGUGAUGCCUCAGGACUACGUUGUUAAUCAGAAAGCAGUUGCAUUGUAUGAUUUUGAGCCCGAGAAUGACAACGAGCUGGGACUAAAAGAAGGCGAUGUAAUAUUUAUAAGCUAUAGACACUGCCAAGGGUGGUUAGUGGCGCAGAACGAUACACAGACAAAAACGGGACUUGUACCGGAAGAGUUCGUUUCAUAUCUAGACUCUGAGGAAAGUGACUCUGUGCGACCUUUCUAUUUGACAGAGAUGCUAACUCAUGGCUUACAGGCAGAACCGGAACAGGAUGCCAAAGCUGGUAAAAAAGAUGACGAUGAGGACGAAUGGGAGGAUAUAGAUCAGCUUGAAUCUGAUAUGGAUAGCAAGCUUAACAUAUCUGUAAGUUAA
Nakaseomyces glabratus is the source of this 642-nucleotide messenger RNA. RefSeq names its product adaptor protein NBP2 (gene NBP2). NCBI's taxonomy places the organism in Eukaryota, Fungi, Ascomycota, Saccharomycetes, Saccharomycetales, Saccharomycetaceae. Gene Ontology annotation, molecular function: protein binding. The record is from RefSeq and is a predicted model, not a curated record. Gene Ontology annotation, cellular component: cytoplasm.